Messenger RNA from Lottia gigantea (owl limpet), 606 nucleotides. RefSeq lists its product as hypothetical. The record is from RefSeq and is a predicted model, not a curated record. The transcript has a single exon. Lineage: Eukaryota; Metazoa; Mollusca; Gastropoda; Lottiidae. Bases 1 to 606 code for a protein of 201 amino acids.
AUGGCUGUGUAUACGAUGUCACAUCAAUAUUGCUCUGUAUGCAGUGUCAAUAUUGCCCUGUGUGUGCUGUCACGGCAAUAUUGCUCUGUAUGCAGUGUCAAUAUGGCUUUGUAUGCGAUGUCACACCUAUAUUGCUCUGAAUACGGUGCCAAUAUUGUUCUUAUUUGGUGCCAAUAUUGCUCUGUAUGCGGUGCCAAUAUUUUUCUGUGUGCGUUGCCAAUAUUGAUCUGUAUAUGGUGUCAACAUUGCUUUGUAUACGCCGCCAAUAUUGCUCUGUUUGCGGUGUCAAUAUUGCUCUGUAUGUGGUGUCAAUAUUACCCUGUCACGGCAAUAUUGCUCUAUAUACGAUGUCACAUCAAUAUUACUCUGUAUACGGUGCCAAUAUUGAUCUGUAUACGGUGUCAAUAUUGUUCUUAUAUGGUGCCAAUAUUGCUCUGUAUGCGGUGCCAAUAUUGCGCUGUAUGCGUUGCCAAUAUUGAUCUGUAUAUGGUGUCAACAUUCCUUUGUAUGCGCCGCCUAUAUGGCCCUGUUUCCGGUGUCAAUAUUGCUUUGUAUGUGGUGUCACGUCCAUAUUGCUCAGCGGUGUCAAUUUUGAUUUGUUUGUGA